CAGAACAAGAUAGUUGCCCGUUGCGUGCAAUCUGGUGUGCAUGGGAAACAGCGCGAGCGAGGGAGUGCAGAGAGGCAAGCGCGAGCGGGACUGAGUGCAGAGAAAGCGAAGACAAACAAGUGACAAUGGCCGUGUCGGCUGCUCCACCGGUGCUGUCGCCCAACUCCACUCCGGGGUCCGGGGGUCUGUUUCGCUCGGACCCCCUGUACUCCAGACCGGCCGAGACCACGAGGCUAACUAGCAGCAUGAUAAACACCUUCAUCAGCGGCGGGGGCCCCGGGAACGGCACCAGUGUCAACAACGAGUGUAAAAUGGUGGAGGUCCACGGGGUCAAGGUGGCCUCGUUCAGCAUGGACGGUCAGGAACUCAUCUGCCUGCCGCAGGUUUUCGAUCUCUUUCUAAAGCACCUGGUCGGAGGGCUUCACACGGUCUACACCAAGCUGAAGCGCCUGGAUAUAUGCCCCGUGGUGUGCACCGUGGAGCAGGUCCGGAUCCUGCGGGGGCUCGGGGCCAUCCAGCCCGGGGUGAAUCGCUGCAAGCUCAUCAGCCGAAAGGACUUCGAGGCGCUCUACAACGACUGCACCAACGCCAGCUCUCGGCCCGGCCGCCCGCCCAAGCGCUCCCUGGGGGUCGCCAUGCAGGAAAGCUCCAGGCUUCUGCCCCACGGCAUCCACGGCCUGCUGUCUCCGGGUCUCCUCUCCCCGACAGGGCUGACGGCAGCGGCGAUGGCGGAGGCCAUGAAGCUGCAGAAGAGGAAGCUGAUGGCCAUGAACAACCUGCAUGGAGGCAGCAGCCAGAAUGGCACCGAGUCGGAGAACGAGGAGCUCAACUCCAACGCAGGUGGCAGUGAGUCGUCCUGGGAUAAAGAGAAGCUGCAGUCCCCCCCUUCCAGCAGCAUCCAGCGCAGCCAGGGCCGCACAGGCCUGUCCGCCCCACACGGCCUGUCCAGCUCCCAGCUCAACUCUUUGCAGCACAGCCACCUGCUGGCCAACCGGCUGGACCUGCCAUUCAUGAUGAUGCCCCACCCACUGCUCCCCGUCAGCCUGCCUCCUGCCUCUGUCGCCAUGGCGAUGAACCAGAUGAACCACCUGAACACCAUCGCCAACAUGGCCGCUGCCGCCCAGAUGCACAGCCCCCUGUCCCGAGCCGGAGCCUCCGUCAUCAAGGAGUGUACGCAGGACAGCCCCUCUCCGGCCCCCUCUGUGGAGGACCCCUCCCACCAGCUGUCCCAGCCCUCCUCCUCUCACCCUGACAGCAGCGCUUCCAGCUCCCCUGCCCCGCAUCAGCACACACCCGACCACCUGGGACUGAACACUCCUGACACAGAUGCUGCCGAUCGAGAGGCCAGAAUGCACAUGAAGACCCUUAAAGAGAAAGAUGACACCCAGCUGGCUCUGAACAUGCUAAAGCCCGGGUUCGACAAACUGCCCCUGAUGGGUCAGGCCCUGCCCCCUGGCUUCCCCGCCCCCUUCCUGUUUGCUGACGGCCUCAACUCUGUGGAAACGCUGCUCACCAACAUUCAGGGCCUGCUGAAAGUGGCGGUGGAAAACGCCCGCGUGCAGGAAAAACAGAUCCAGCAGGAGAAGAAGGAGCUGAAGAUGGAGCUGCACAGAGAGAGAGAGAUGAGAGAGAGUCUGGAGAGACAGCUCACCUCCGAGUUACACAGCAGAGCCACCAUCCAGAAGCGUCUGAAGAAAGAGAAGAAGGCCAAGAGGAAACUGCAGGAGGCGCUAGAGUUCGAGUCCAAGCGGAGGGAGCAGGUGGAGCAGGCGCUCAAACAGGCCACCUCCCCCGACACGCUCCGCAUGAGCCUCAACGAGGCAGUGAUACCAGAGGUGGAGACAGAACACAGCGAGAGUCAGCAGGAAAACUCAGCCUUACCAGAAAACAGAGCGUACAUCAAGACCCCCAUAAUGUACUGAUGAGGACCCCCGACCCACCCCCCCCACGCAUAUCCCAGCAUGUCAGAGGUGGCAGACGGAGCAGAAGGACAGCGUCACCACGGCAACAGACUCUCCCUGGCCGGGAAGAGGGGCAGAUGGGGCUCCUUGACUCCCUUGGCUGAUGCCCGUCUCCCAGGGCGGGGUUCGACCACACCCACCCCCAUGGCAGGACAGCGUGGCGUGUCCCUCACCGGUACUCCACCCCGUUGCCAUGACAACUUGUAAAAAUAUCAUGCUUUUACUCUUUUUGACCGUUUCUUUCCUGCGGCCGACUUUUCGUGGGCAUUGGGAAAGGAGGCGAGGUUCUCCCCCCUCUCUGCUGCCUCCUC
Molecule: messenger RNA, 2272 nt
Organism: Megalops cyprinoides (Indo-Pacific tarpon)
Lineage: Eukaryota; Metazoa; Chordata; Actinopteri; Elopiformes; Megalopidae
Product: dachshund homolog 2-like
Exons: 12
Coding region: 126-1922 (598 amino acids)
Source: RefSeq, a predicted model, not a curated record